Molecule: messenger RNA, 915 nt
Organism: Vicia villosa (hairy vetch)
Lineage: Eukaryota; Viridiplantae; Streptophyta; Magnoliopsida; Fabales; Fabaceae
Exons: 2
Coding region: 1-915 (304 amino acids)
Source: RefSeq, a predicted model, not a curated record
AUGGAAGAAGGGAUCCUUUCUACAUUGAUCCAAUUCUAUGAUGCAUUGUAUCAUUGCUUCACCUUUCCUGAUUAUCAAUUGCUACCAAACUUGGAAGAAUAUUCAAGUAUCACUGGGUUUCCUAUUACUGGAAGGAUCCCCUUCACUGGUUUAGAAAAAGAUCCCAAGUCUCAUGAGAUUGCAAAGUUUACUCACUUAAGAAAAGAUGAGAUUGAGAAGAACAUGGUUACUAAAGGAGGAUUACUUGGGUUGCCUGCUGAGUUCUUGAUUGAAAAAGCCCUCACCUUGUCACAAGAGAGAAGAGAAGAUGACUUUGAGGCUGUGUUUGCUCUAUUGGUCUAUGGAUUGUACUUGUUUCCAAAUAUUGACAAAUUUGUUGAUAUGAAUGAUAUUAAGAUCUUCAUGAAAGGAAACCAUGUUCCUACCUUGAUUGGGGACACUUAUUACUCCAUUCAUCUAAGAAAUUCCUAUGGAAAAGGAAUGGAUAAGACUUUGGAUUGCUGUGGUGAUUUUCCUAAUGUGCCCCUCAUUGGUACAAAAGGAGGAAUCAACUAUAGCCCUGUGUUAGCUCGUCUUCAAUUUGGGUUUCCUAUGGACAAGAAGUCAAGGAAAAUUUUAUUGGAUGGAUUCUUUCUUGAAGAAAGAGUUGAAAACAAAGAGUUUAGAGAAAGGAUUGCUAAUGCUUGGCAUCCAAGCCAUAGAAAGGAAAUUAAAGAUUGGAAGACAAAAGAAGAUCUCUCACCUGAGCCUUUUGAAAGUUGGAUUGGUUCACGAGCUGCUGAACUUAGGAUGCCUUGUCUCCCUGGGACAUCUCUACCCCUUGUUAAGAAGUCCAUUCCACCUGUUGUGUCUCCUCCAACAAUUGAAGACCUCCAAGAAGCUCUAAGUAAGAUGAAGAAGUCAAGAGAUCAUUGA